Molecule: messenger RNA, 2620 nt
Organism: Cicer arietinum (chickpea)
Lineage: Eukaryota; Viridiplantae; Streptophyta; Magnoliopsida; Fabales; Fabaceae
Product: RING-H2 finger protein ATL65
Biological process (GO): protein ubiquitination
Molecular function (GO): transferase activity
Source: RefSeq, a predicted model, not a curated record
AUGAAAUACACAAUUUUUUUAAUAAAAAAAUAUAUGUUUGGUACACUAACAAUUGCGUUCCUGGGUACAUGGUAACAUUUAUUUGUCUUGAGAUGGGCAUUGCAUUUAUAAAAUUAAAGGCAAUAUAAUAUGCCGAAUUCCCCAGCAGAGUAGUUUCCAUUUGUGAGAGCUAGUCUCUCUGAAUAACACAUAAUUGGAUGCCUAUUAUUUCACUCCCCUCUUAGUCUCUUACCAUUCUCAUCAUCAAUAAACCAAAUCAAUCAAACAUGAUAGCUCCAGCUCAGCCACCCAUGCAUAACCAACAACCCCCAAUUUCUCCAAACUCCCCUGCAGUUGACUUCACUCCACCCUUAAUAGCAAUGGUCGUCGUUGUCGCCGCCGCCUUCCUCUUCGUAACCUAUUCCCGCCUCAUCAGUCGCCAUCUAACACCUCCCAUCCACCGUUUAAUCCAUCACUUCCAACGCCGCAGAUUCCUCCCUCCCUCCUCCGCCACCUCAUUAGUUGACGUCGAAUCUCUUCAAUACGAUUCAACAACAUUUGACGCCCCACACACUUACGGUUUAGACGAGUCCGUUAUCAAAACCAUUCCCUUCUUCAUUUACACCACCAAAUACGAACAAGAAUCACGCCGUGACUGCGCCGUUUGUUUACUCGAAUUUGAAGAUCACGAUUACGUUCGUACCCUCCCUCUUUGUUAUCACACUUUUCAUCUCGAUUGUAUUGACGCUUGGCUUCGUUCGCACGCUAACUGUCCUCUCUGUCGCGCCGGUCUUCUCUGUUCUGAAUCUGAAUCUCCUUUCAGACCUCUUAUGGCCGCUAGAAUUCGUCCUUCUUUUCACGAUCAAACUAUUAAUCUUCACCUUGAAACGCCUUUUCAUAAUUCUCACUCUGUUUUGCCGGCGCCUGAUAUUACUCCUCAAUCUCCCGUUGCGAAUAAUGUUGACGAGAAUCGUUUUCAAUUAAGGGAGGAUUUUCUGUUGAAACGCUCUUAUUCAUUUGGUUUCGAGCGGAGUUUGCCGUCGGAGAGGAUGGUAAUCGACCCUGCCACGACUUCUCCGUGGCGGUAUCGAAGGGGGAACACCGGUUUCUGGAGCAAAAGACCAUCUCCGUUUGGUUCGUUAGGGAAAUCAAGAGUGUUUUCGUUCAGGUAUUAUAGAGGGAUGAAAUCUCCAUUUUUCCGGCGAAGAGGAUUCUUUCCGUUGUCGGAAUCGAGUGUUAGGUACGGCGAGGGAGGGAGCUGGUCGAGAAGGAGCAAAUCAAUUGCGAGUCCGAUGUUUUCGAGGUCGUCUGCGGCGGUAUUUUCGUCGAGCCGGCUGAGAUGCGGUGAUCCAGAGGCGUUACUGUCGCCGGAGAGGUUUAACAGACGGCGAUGAGGUGAAGUGGAAUUGAAUAAAAGAAUGAGAAGAGGAGGGACACGUGGCAGUGGGUGAAUGGUUAGGGUGAUGGAUGAAGUCAAUGAAAGAAAAGGGGGGAAUUAAAUGGAGGUGGUCGCGUGUUGUGUUGGUCUGCCAAUUUGUGGAGACGGGACGAGAGUCAUUAAAUGGAUGGUAGGAAGAGCAUUUAAUUAAAUUAAUUGCAUUGCACAAAGCAGAGAGAGAGAGAGAGCUGUGCAUGUGCCUAUAAAUAAAUGCUCACACUGACUGCACUGUGGUAGCUCAUAAAUGCUGGUUUUAAAUGUGCAUUUGACAAAUGUGAUGUGUUUCCACAUGCUAUUGCAAUUAAGGACUAUUGAAAUGAGAUGAGAUGAGAGGAGGAGGCCGUAGUGGCGGGAGUUUGAGAGAUACUAAAGGACGGAUAAGGGCCGGCCCAUUAAUAAUAAUAGGCCCAACAAAACUAGUAGUACUAAUCAAUUUUCAGUGCAAGUACUGCUAAGUUCGCAUUAACUACUGUCUCAGCAAAGACCGAUCUGCAAAAUUUCCAAAUCCGUCGUUUUCACUAUUAUCAUUUGUUUCAUCUCUCUCAAUUACUUAUUGCAUCGGAGAGACAUUUAGUAAACUCGGAGGUGCCAAUAAGACAAACUAACUAACUGGAUGUUUGUAUCCACAGCUACUUUCACUACAGUGUUUUUUUAAGCUCGAAAGUGCUUUUUGUUGUUGUUGUAAAUUCUUAGUUUGAUUUCACAGUCAGUAGCAAAAUUACACGCUUUUAUAAAAUCACAAAGAUUCCAUCUAAUUUUGUCAGUAAAAACAAAGAGGAGCUAAAAAUCUAAGAAAGAAAGGUUCUUGUAGCUUUGAAAAGAAACAACUGUGCGAUUGCUGUCUCCACUGAUCCCCGGCUGCAGCUGCAUGAUCCGCCUGCUGUUACUAGGUCUUAACCGGUGCGUUUAUUUUGUAUAAAUUAAAUUACGUAUAUUAUUACUAUUACCAUAAAGUACUAGUAACAUUGCUUGCUCUCUUGUUGCUCUAUGGCAGUGAUUUUUCUAUACUGUUUCUUUUUUGUUGUUGUUACGUUUCUAUAUUGUUCUGGAUUUGACAUAAGUGUUGAAUGUAUUUGUUAGUUUAAUUGUUUAUAGAUUUGUUUCAAUAACUUCUGCUUCAAAAUAAUAGAGAUGAAACAAUCAGAGAAAAUCAUGUACUGUGAAAUCAUUACCAAUAGAAAAUCUAUUAUGCACUCUUUGCUA